Cladocopium goreaui is the source of this 2315-nucleotide messenger RNA. The record is from the annotation of a GenBank genome assembly. Lineage: Eukaryota; Dinophyceae; Suessiales; Symbiodiniaceae.
UCAUCCACCAUGCCGACCAAACGCUGCAAAAGCAAAGAGUCCUUGGGGCGCAUUGCCCUUUUGAAGGAGUUCUUCAAAGAUUUGUGCGAGGAAGAGAAGGUAAGAGAACGGAAGAAAGAGAUCAAACGUACCAAGAGUAGCAAGGUCUUCACUUUUGUCGACCUACCUGGAGCGAAGCCCAGGAUCUCAGAACAGAAGGUUGUGCGCCCGUUCAAUUAUCGCUUCUUGAAGUCCUACUUGAGCACCUUCGUGGGCGAUUUGCCCACCAAGCUGGAGACAAGGGAGGUCCUAACAUGGGCUUCAAAGAAUUUUGGCCUCAAUGACUUUUCACAUGAUGAUCAGCACGAGGCGUGGGCAAAGACGGAGGGCGACCUGAUUCGAGGGUUGGCAAUGUACGUUUGCAAUCUUCGCCAGAGGAACAUCAAACACAGGAAAGGCCAUGAGAAGAUGGGCGUCCUGAAGUCCAUUGUCAAGAUGCGGCUGCAGGAGCUGAACUUGCUGCAGGAUAACGACAAGAAGGUGCCUACGAAAGGCCGUUCGUCAUUUGAGGUCCUCAAGAAGCACAAAAAAAAGGGUAAAAAGACCAACAAAGAGCCACAGACGAAGGUAGAGAAGGUUUCAAGAAAGAGAAAAGAUCAGGAGGAAAGCCAGCAGGUUAGCAAGCUGCCCAAGACCAGUGUUGCAAAAAACCCAGAUCAGAUGGACACAAUCCCCAUGCUUUCAGACUCGCAGGUUCCAGGUGAUACAUAUGAAGAGUCCCAACCCGUGGAUCUCGAAGGCACCCCAAAGGAGUCACAGGAGGUCGCCGACGUGCCAGCGGCAAAGGCAUGUGUGGGAGACCCUGAGGAAGAAGGGGGAUCUGGCAAGGAGGGGGCAGAGGAAGAGGAACGAACGGAUGAUGAGGUGGUUGAUCCUGCCAUAUUUUUUCCGUCCCCGAUGGCACCACCACCUGGCGCGCCAGAAAACCCACCUGUUCCACCACCUGGGUCCUCACCUGGCCCCAUCUCUUUAGAUACCCUUGACAGUGAUGAAGAUCCGGACUUCAAAGAUAACAAGAAAGCUAUGCAAGCACAGUCCGCUCGAGGUGGUCAGAAGGACCGAGAAGCUCUAGCCCCUCUACAAGACCCGCCCGAUGAUGACUUGCGGCAAAUGAUUGAGUCAGCUAUCGAUGAUAUCAACAAGUCUACUGAAGGUCAUGACACGGAAACUACAUUGAGUCGAAACCUACUUGAGGCGCAGAAGAAGUUGCGUCAGGUUUUGCGGUCCAAGUUCCAGAAGGCUGGGAACCAAAAGCAGGGAGAGGAUGAGCAGGAGGAUGCUGACAGGGAGUUCAAGGAUGAUGACGAAGAUGAGGAAAAACCAAAGAGGAAGGGCAAAGGGAAAGGUAGGGGCCGAGGUAGAAAAACAGAGGGCGGAGACAACAAGCCUGGGAGGGGAGGCAAGAAACCGGCAGAGUCAGGACAGGAGGAAACUUCUGCAGCUUCUUCAGGGCAUCAGCAGGCAGAAAGAGACAAAGAACAAAUGUACAUGGACAUGUUGGACAUGAAGUUUUUAGAAAAAAAGGCCAAAGAGGCAGAACAGAAGGCAGAGGAUGAUGUUAUUGAGACUCAGAAGGCGAAAUCAAUGACAGAAGGAGACGAAGAUCAGGAGGAAGCAAAGCCACCCAAGGCUCCCACUCGAAAGACUGCAUGUAAGGCCAAGCCUACCCCGAAGAAGAAGAAGAAGAAACCUGACCCCCCAUCGACUGAGCCGAAGACCCCAGAGAAAAAAACGGAAAAGGGUAAGCAAGCAGCCUCCCCAAAGUUGGCCUCCCCACAGUUGACCCCUCGUAGACAGAAGUUGAAGAGAACAAAGAGGUAUCAGGAGGAGAACAUCGCCAUUCUGAACCAGUGGCGCCCCCACCUGCGCUAUCUCAGCUUGCCGGAAAAUUGGAAGGAGAAGAAGACUUUUACCCUUCAACCGCCUGAAGAUCUACCGCACAAGUCUGAGGAGACGGUUACUUCCAUCCAAGUUUUGUUGGACCGCGGGGCAGGCAACUUCUACAUCAUGCCUGUAUCCAACAAGUCGGGUGAUCCCUUCAGCUUUGCAGCCCCGAACCCUCGGCAAGCGCUGACGAAGCAUUUCCGCACCCUGAAGCUGCCCAACACGGCAACUCAAGAUGACGUGCGGAAGGCCUACAGAAAGCUGGCCUUGAAGUACCAUCCAGACAAGAAUCCUGGCUCACGAGCUCACGAGACCUCAGAAAUCUUCCGGGAGAUUGCGGAAGCUUACGAGGCUUUGCGAAAAUUCUUUGAGACUACUUAAGUGAAGCAAAA